Malurus melanocephalus (red-backed fairy wren) is the source of this 2918-nucleotide messenger RNA. RefSeq names its product transforming acidic coiled-coil containing protein 3 (gene TACC3). The record is from RefSeq and is a predicted model, not a curated record. The transcript is spliced from 16 exons. Gene Ontology annotation, biological process: cell population proliferation; mitotic spindle organization; cerebral cortex development. Gene Ontology annotation, cellular component: cytoplasm. Lineage: Eukaryota; Metazoa; Chordata; Aves; Passeriformes; Maluridae. The coding region runs from base 91 to 2814 and encodes 907 amino acids.
GCGGCGGCGGCGGGCCCGUGGCGGGGGGGCUGCAGCGCGCGCCGCCUCAGCCGACCGCUCUCAGGGCUCGUCCCGGGAUCUGCCGGCAGAAUGAGUCUGCAGAUUUUAAAUGCAGAAAAUGGAGAAAAUGGAGGAAGCAUUAAGGAUGAUUUAACAGCAGAAGACUGUGGCUUUUUCUUUGCACUGCCAGAACCUACAGGGAGACCUUCUAUUCUCCGCCUGUCCCAGAAAGAAAACUUGCCACCAAAAAAUGUGGCAAAAGCGAAGAUGGUAACCUUUCAAACUCCUCAAAGAGAUCCUCAUACUGGAAAAAUCGUGAGUCCUGCUAUGACAGACAAACUUGAGACUGCUUUUGCACUUGACGAUUGCCAUAAAGACUUGGUGGAUGAUGUUUUAUAUGCACCCUCUGAUUCUAGCACAUGUCAACAAAAGACUGUAGCAGAAGCAAACAAUACCCAAAUGCCAGAGAAGGUCAGCGUGGCUCCUUACCCAGAUGAUGAGAUGCCAGUGAGGAGUCGAGGUUCCUACAGUCUUGAUUUUGAUAACUUAAAUGACAUCAAUCCUUUUCAAAGUUCGGUACMGUUGCUUCAUUCUCCUGGAAAUCUGCAGAAGUCUCCUGUAAAAGUAUCUAGCAGCUCUGAGAAAACUGAAAAAAGUCAUGAUUCUCUUCUGUGGGAGGAUGCAGCUCCUUUUGCUUCAACCACAGCAAGUACAGAGUGUUUAAGUGAAGAGAAGACUCCCAUCUCUGAAAACGAAUCUGCACUGAGCAAGCUGGAGUCUAACAAAUCCAAGCUGUCCCCUGAGCAAGCAAUUGGUGACUCUGAGAAGGGUGUGAAGUCUGCUUCCACAGAUGCAAGCCAAACUGAUAAUUCAGUGGCAYUAGGAGAGACACCUACACCUGCUGCACAGUUACCUGGCAACUUGGGUCCCAGUAGUUCUGAUGUAACUAAUUCUUUUAAAACUGAGGACUCAAAGCUUCAGAAUGUUUCAGUAGCAGAAAAAUCCUCUGCAGAAGAGUUGAAGCCUGACAAAGAGCUGGGUGUCUCCACAGGGAAACCUACAGAAAAGCCUGAUGUCACCAAGGCUGGACCAGUAAUACAGGAAUUUGACUUUGAUAAUACCACUGCUAGAAAACCACCUCCUAAGAAACUAGGUAAAAGACUGGGAAUUAAACCACCUUCCAAAAAAAWUCCUAUUACCAAGACAAAACCGGAGAAUACUGAAGUGCAGAAUAAAAGUAAUGUGGAAGAUGAAAUCCCUCUUCCUAAAGCAUCWUAUAAGUUUGACUGGGACAAACUUGAUGAUCCGAAUUUUAAUCCAUUUGGAGGAGGCUCUAAAAUUUCCACCUCACCCAAGUGUUCUAAACCCAGCCCUCAGAAAGUUCACCUGCCAGAGGAACAGGAUAGUAGCUCACCAAGAAGGGAACCUCUUCCAGUGGAGCAACCUAGCAGUCCAAAUACCUGUGAGAAUACUCUUGAGAAAGAAGAACCCAAAAAUCUGGGAAUUGUUGAGCACACUGUGGUAGAAGACAUGCCAGAAGCUCAAAAAGAGAAGUCAGGAGUUCAAGCAGAAGCUGAACUUCCAGGAAAGAGAGAAGUGGAGAAGCAAAUGAGCCCAUCUAAAAUGUCUCUGGCUAAUGUUGCUCCCUCUCAAGAUACUUUGGUUUCCACUGACAGUGGAAAAAAGUCAAUACCUGCAGAAGAAAUUAAACCUAGCUCCCCCAGAACURAAGUAACAGCAGAUGAGACAGCUAAUGCUGAACCUGAAGAGAUCUUCAGACCAUCAUCAGAAGUUUUAGGAAUGGGCAUAGACUAUCUGGAGCAGUUUGGGUCUUCAUCAAUCAAAGAAUCAGCCUUGAGAAAACAGUCACUGUAUUUGAAGUUUGACCCUCUGUUGAGAGACAGUCCAAGGCAACCAGUUCAUGGUACUGUUCAAUCAAGCGAGAGUGUCAUGACAGCUGCACCUCAGCCUGGUCCUGUUGCUGAUUUAGAUAAACUGUUUGAGGAAGCUGGAAAGCCUCUAGUGAGUCUUCAAAGUGAAGAAAAACCAAAAGGACUAGUUCUUCUGGAGACAUUUACAACUUCUGACACAAGUCCUCUAAUUCCAGACUCCCUGAGUAGUGAUGUUCCUCCAGUCCCUUUUGCURCUCCUACAAACACUGCAGUGGAUGCUAUUAUAGACGUGCUAAAAUAUAGCCAAAAAGACAUGGAUGCAGUUCUUGAACUGGUUCAAAAGAAAGAGCUGGAGAUUCAGGARUGGAGCAAGAAGUAUGACAAGCUUCAUGUGGAAUACAAGGAAAUGAAGAAAAUAUGUGAUGAAUUUGAACAGACAAUAGUACAACUUAUGGAGGAUGCUCAGAAGCAGAAGGAAAUCUCAAGGAAUGAAGUACAGAAGCUGAUGGAAGAGAAGCAGCAAGCUAUUUCAGAUCUGAACUCUAUGGAGAAGUCUAUGGAGAAGUCUUUCUCUGAACUCUUCAAGCGACUUGAAAAACAGAAAGAGGCAUUAGAGGGUUACCACAGAAAUGAAGAAGUUUUGAAAAACUGUGCAGAAGAAUACUUGGCUAGAAUUAAAAAAGAGGAGCAGAGAUAUCAGGCACUUAAAGCACAUGCUGAGGAAAAGCUGCAGCAAGCCAAUGAGGAAAUUGCCCAGGUUCGCAGCAAAGCAAAAUCAGAGACCGCAGCACUUCAGGCCACUCUACGCAAAGAACAGAUGAGGAUCCAGUCUUUAGAGAGGASCCUUGAACAAAAGACUAAAGAAAAUGAUGAAUUAACAAAAAUCUGUGAUGACUUGAUCUUGAAGAUGGAAAAAAAUUGAUAUCUUAACUGUCUUGUAAAUAUGUUUAGUUUUUCUGACUUGCUGUCUUAUGUGUUCACUCACUUUUUUUAUGUAUGUGGAGAAAAAAUAAAAUUCUUGAUUCA